AUGACAUCUUUUGACGAUUUAAUUAAGAAAGUGCAAUCAAUUCAUGACUUAAUUAUAGCAAAAAUAGAUUGUGCUAAUCAGAAACAUUCAAAAGAUGAAUUGGAGUUUAGCAAAAAAUUGUAUGAAACCAAGCGCUGGUUUGUUCGUAUUUCUUGGAAAAAUAAAAAGCGAUUUGUGCUGAAUUUAAUAGAUGAAGUACACAGCAUUUUUACACUCUCGUUGUUGUUAAAAUCAAUAUGGAACUCCCGCCCUAAAGAUGCUAUAUUGUCUAUAAGCGAACAUAAGACAUGGAGCAGCUAUGACCAAGUACCCUUGGAUCACGAUCGUACUGUACUCGUAUCCAAGAUCCAGGAUGAUAUAAUGAGUAAUCGCAAAUGGUUUCGUUCUCUUGAAUCGACUCAACAAUGCCUAGUUCUAGCGGAAUUGCUAUCGGUUGCCGGAGGUCCUAUCAUGUGGGAAGUCUUAAAGUCUGCUGAGAAAAUUUACGAGCAAAGCCUACAACUACACUUGGAUAAUUUGAUAGAAUGUGUCGUGGUUAAUGAACCAUCACUAGAAAAAAAAACUAUCAAUAUUGAAGCACCUAAAAAAGAACAAACGCCGCGUCGAAAGAUCUCUGCAAAUCAAAUUUUGGAAUCUUCCACAUACACUUUAAUUAGCGGCCAAGUACAAAAAGAGUUGGAUACAAAUUUAGCUUUGUGGGCCGCUACAAUCAAAACUUUAAAAGAUAAUUUGAAGUUGGAAGAAUCUGAGAUGACGUUUAUGGACGGGACAAAGAAGAGAAUAUGGAAAGUAAAUCGAUCAAAGCCGGAAAUUGUUGAAUCUGUAGAUUUUGUUCAAUUGUUGCCUUCAGCUGUAAGUAAGCGAAUUUUGAUGUAUCUACCUUUAACUCAACUGAGUGACUGUGCUCGAGUUAAUAAGUAUUGGGCAUAUUUGGUUGACGAAUUGCGCGCAGAAUUUAUUGCUAGACAGAAAAUUGAUACCGAGCUGGAAAAGCUUCGAGAAAAUAUGCUACGUCACGAUGAAAAUUUAGGUUUGGUCAGUAAAUUUGCUGAAUUAGACAUAAAAUCAGGUCAUGCUAAAACAAGAGACACAAACAAGCCUUAUCCCUAUUCUUUAGUUUUAGAAAUGAACAAAGCGAAACAACGGCGUAUUGCUAAGCCAUCGUUCAGAAAUAUGACAGAUUUAAAUAACCGCUUGUACGUACGUGGAGCUGCCGAUAAAAAUAUAAGAAAAUGGUGUACAAAUAUUUGCAGAAUUAAUAAAAAUAGUAAAGGACCAGAGCGUUCCUUUGAAACUUAAGGCGAAACUCUUUCACCAAAUUGCGUCCGAAG
Nymphalis io (European peacock) is the source of this 1331-nucleotide messenger RNA. RefSeq lists its product as uncharacterized. The record is from RefSeq and is a predicted model, not a curated record. Gene Ontology annotation, molecular function: protein binding. The transcript has 10 exons. NCBI's taxonomy places the organism in Eukaryota, Metazoa, Arthropoda, Insecta, Lepidoptera, Nymphalidae. The coding region runs from base 1 to 1299 and encodes 432 amino acids.